Messenger RNA from Hyposmocoma kahamanoa, 1532 nucleotides. Its product is annotated as zinc finger protein 93-like. Gene Ontology annotation, molecular function: zinc ion binding; DNA-binding transcription factor activity, RNA polymerase II-specific; RNA polymerase II transcription regulatory region sequence-specific DNA binding. Gene Ontology annotation, biological process: regulation of transcription by RNA polymerase II. The record is from RefSeq and is a predicted model, not a curated record. Lineage: Eukaryota; Metazoa; Arthropoda; Insecta; Lepidoptera; Cosmopterigidae. Gene Ontology annotation, cellular component: nucleus. The transcript has 3 exons. The coding region runs from base 1 to 1395 and encodes 464 amino acids.
AUGAGUCGUCAAGUGGACGUGAAAGCUUUAAUUUCACACAUUGUCAAAGGAGAUGGGCAGGACAAGUGCCGAAUAUGUUUGGGAGAUACGUCGGAAGGCCAAGUAUAUCUUGGGGACACUGUAAUGCUGGACGGCGACCGCCCUGUGACGCUUGCAGAGCUUUUGGAAACCAUUACAGGAGUCGAGGUGGAGGAUGGAACGGGACUGCCUCCAGGACUAUGCUGCAAUUGUUCCCUCGCUACUAUCUCCGCCUUUACCUUCAGACAGACCUGUUUAGAAUCUCACAAUCACUGGAUUAGAGCUACUGACAGUCUGUACACUAUUGAGACACCGUCCCAGUACGAUAAAACUUACUACAUCUUCUAUAACGACGGUACGGAAACUAUAGUCAAGGAUCAAAUGCAGCAUGCGACGAAUAAAGAAGAGGCUUUAACCAGACUGACAAUGAAAGUUGACGAAACCGAUAUCAAACGUCGUCCAGAGAGAUUAGUCUUAAAAUGCCAGUGCCCGGAUUGUGGGAAACUCUUUACGAUGCCUCAUUACCUGAAUGAACACCUUAAGGGAUCUGUUAAAAGAGCUUGUCUUCGAUGCGGAGAUAUAAUUGAAAGAAAGCUUUAUUCGAAACAUUUAGAAAAAAAGCAUAAUAUAAAAAUGUUUUCUUGCGAAAAAUGUUUCGAACUUUUCGACGCUGAAAGCGCUUACAAAUAUCACCAGUUCAUCUACCAUGCUAAUCAUAAAGAAACUUGCCAAGUUUGUCGGUCCAGUUUUGUGAACCUUAGAGCUUUACGCGCCCAUAUGUAUUCACAUAAUUUAUUCCACUGCACAUCCUGCAACGCCAGUUACGAGAACCGCAAAUGCAUCAAAUAUCAUCAAAGACUUUGCUCAAAUGCGAAUAAAAUUACCAACAAAUUUGAAAAUUACGUCUGUGAUUAUUGCAACGCAAAGUAUGAUAGGAAACCGUCUUUAAAAACACAUAUUAUUCAGAAACAUUUACAAGUUUUACCUUUCGUUUGUCAGACGUGUGGUAAACGGGCUUCAACACUAGCACAUUUAAGAUCCCACGAAAACGUCCAUAUGACAAAAAGGAAAGUUUAUCAAUGCCGUUGCGGAGCUAAAAUGCGUACAGAAUUAGGUCUAAAAUUGCAUCAAAGAAUUCACAGCGGGGAAAGGCCUUAUCAGUGUGAAGAAUGCGGAGACUGCUUCCUCUCGUCGUCUAGAAGACUUGAUCACAUUAAGAGACGUCAUCGGUCUUCCAAAGACAUGGCACAUGGAUGCGAAAGAUGUGCGGCUAGAUUUGUUAGGCCGUUUGAACUGAAGAAACACUACAUGUCCGUGCAUUUAAUGGAUGUUGAUAUUUUACCCGUGAAACGAAGGCUCAGGAAAGGAUUAGCGUGAAGGUACAAGAGGAGCCUCUGUGUCCCCCUGGAGCUUGUGUAACCUGUACUACCUCGUUAGUAGCCGCUCAAGAAUUUAGAAACUUUGUCCGAAUUUCUCAAAGUUUAUGGUUCAAAGCUCUGGACAGCUUAGAAGCA